AUGUCGAAUUUUUCACAAUUGAUGGCUGAAGAACAUCAAUCGACCAUAUCAACUGAUCCUCCUUCUCUUCCAGUUGAAACAAAGCCAAAGAAAAGUGAACCAGUCAAAGAAACUUCAUCGUAUGUUGAUUCUGCACCCAAAUGUUACAUUGGCCAAGGAAAUAAUCCUGAAUUACUUGAAAAUAUUUUAACAUCAAUUGGAUAUGAACGUCAAAUAGAGCGAACAGAUGAUUUUAAAAUCAAAUGGGUUCAAUGUAGUUCAAGUAUUAAUUGGAAUUCAUUCAAAGAUGGUGAACAAUUAGUCAAUCAUAUUCAAGGUGAAGAUUAUUUUACAACCAAAUUACAAUUAUGGCAAUCUUUACAAACUUAUGAAAAAGUCACUUUAGCUUUAAAUCGAAGACCACCUUCGUUCUUAUCUUUAAAUGAAUUUGUUCCUGAUACGUAUAAAUUAGAUGAAAAAACUGAUCGAGAUACUCUUUUUAGUAUUCAUAAGCCUGGUGAUGUUUGGAUUUGUAAGCCAAGUGGACUUAAUCAGGGUAAAGGAAUUUAUCUUGUUCGAGAUAUGGAAAGUUUUAAAGCGAGAUUCGCUGAACUUGAUGCCAUGGAUAAGAAAAAACAAAUGUCAGUUAAACCAAUGAAAAGAAUUGUUCAACGUUAUAUUAUGAAUCCAUUAUUGAUUUAUGGAAAGAAAUUCGAUAUUCGUUGUUAUAUGCUCAUAUCAAGUGUAAAACCAUUGAUUGUUCUUUAUCAUAAAGGUUAUAUUAGACUUUCAAUGUUUGAUUUCGAUGCGAAUGAUGGAAAUCUUCUCACUCAUUUAACUAAUCAAUAUAUGCAAAAGAAAGAUCCGAAAUAUUAUGAACAUAAAGAAGAAACAGCUUGGACAAUGGAUCAAUUCAAUGAAUAUAUCAAUGAACACAUUGCACCAAAUAAAAAUGUCGAAAAAGAUUGGGUUUUAAAUGUUUUACCAAAAAUCAUUCAACGUGUCAUGUUGAAUAUUAUUGAAAGUAUUCGAAUGAGAUUAAAAAGACGUGUUGGAUGUUUUGGUUUAUAUGGUUAUGAUUUUAUGAUUGAUGAAAAUAUGAAAGUUUGGUUAAUUGAAGUUAAUGUUAAUCCAGCUUUACAAACAAAUACAAAUACACUUCUUCAAGC
Adineta ricciae is the source of this 1148-nucleotide messenger RNA. Lineage: Eukaryota; Metazoa; Rotifera; Eurotatoria; Adinetida; Adinetidae. The record is from the annotation of a GenBank genome assembly.